UCGCCGCCGCUGUGGUCGGAGACGCGCGUGCUGGUGCGCGUGGGCGUGGCGGGCAACCAACGGCCCGUCUUCCGCGGCAACCACAGCCCCGCCUCCGUCGACGGCGCCGCCGCCUCGGCGCCCGCCGCCUACCGCGCGGAGCUGCCCGAGAACGCCGCGCCGGGCGCCGUCGUGGUGCAGGUGGCGGCCAGCGACCCCGACGGCCAGGACGCCCUGCUCGCCUACCACCUGGUGGCGGGCGCGCGCGACAACUUCGCCAUCGACCACAGGCGAGUCGCGGCGCGGCUUUGGACGAUUGACGAGGUUAAAAACAGUAGAACAUCGUCCAUAUCCGGAAUUAUCACUGUUGCACCCGAUGCACACUUGGACCUCGAGACAGGGGUUAAAAAGUAUGAAAUAAUUGUGCAUGCUGUGGAUGCUGGAUACCCCAUUCCAGAGACAGCAACUUCUACCGUAGUAGUCAACAUUCUGGAUGUAAAUAACAAACCUCCUGUUUUCCCAUCUACAGAUCCUUUGAUGUAUGUACGCUACAUUUCAGAGGCAACAGCUGUUGGAGAAAACAUUCUCAACGUCACCGCUUACGACCCUGACUCAGACGCGGAACUUCGAUAUUCAAUUGUUGAGCCAAUCCGUGCCACCGAUCGCACUGGAGUGGCCCUCAAGUCCACAGUGCCGUUCAACUUCAAAACCGCUUUCGCCAUCAACUCCAGCAGCGGCCAGCUGUCGGUAGCACACCAGCUAGAACACGAAGCAGCAGCUGUCAUUGUGCUGACAGUGCAGGCCGAAGACUUAAAAGGAUUGGCAGAACAGAAAACCACUGUUGAAGUGACUGUACACAUUCAAGCAAACGAUGACGACAAGCCGGUGUUCACAGUUGGUGGAUGGACUCCCUCCAAACCGGUGAUUCACGUAACGGUACCAGAAGAGCGCCCUGUGGGGACCGCCCUGCUCACGCUGGCUGCCCAAGACCCAAUUCGCAAUGUGCUCAUAACAGACUUCAAGCAAGUAGAAGAAAACGAUAUCAGCACGCAAGAUUAUUUUAUUGUUGGUGCUCAGUCCGGAGAUGUUGUUUUAAAUAGACGUUUGGACUAUGAAACGUUGGUAGAGAAGAAAAUAACAUUGAAAGUUAGUGCAAUAUCUAUGGAUAGAAGAUCUAGCAAUGCUGUUAUCAUCAUCGAUGUUGAAGAUAUUAAUGAUAAUAAUCCUCAAUUUACACAAGAGAUGUAUUCAAGACAAGUGCCAGAGUCCACUAAGUAUCCUGAUCCAAUUUUAGUUAUCACUGCUACAGACGGUGACACUGAUUCUAAUUCUACUGGGUUCGGAAGCAUUAGGUAUUCCCUGUCAGGAGAAAAUGCAAGAUUCUUUGUCAUCAACAGCACUUCAGGGGUGAUCUCUGUGGCGGCCAACGCCUCCCUGGACCAUGAGCGCCACUCAUCACUGCGCUUCACCGUCGUGGCUGCAGACACGCCCCAGGGUGUCAUUCAUGUAUUUGUAGAUGUUCUUGAUGUCAAUGACAAUGCUCCAUCUUUUGGUCAAGAAUCCUAUUCUGCAGUGAUACCAGAAAAUGUACCUGUUAAUACAGUGUUGCUGACAGUGAGUGCAACUGACCCUGAUGAAGGAAUGGGUGGUGUGGUUAGCUAUGAAUUUUUGGAUGAAGGAGAAGCUAAUGGUUUAUUUGUCAUAAAUAAGACUACUGGCCAAAUAAUCACCCAGAAACCUUUAACUGGGAAAGGGAGAAAUGAACCGUAUAAUUUGUUACUGCAUGCUCAAGACGCUGGAGAACCUUCAUUAUCUUCUGAUGUAUCUCUGAGCAUAUAUAUUGGAGAUGUUUUCAGUAAUGAUGGAGUUCCUACCUUCAUUCGCCCAUCUCUGACUGACAUAGCUCAAAUAUCUGAGAAUUCAUCAAUUGGUUCUCCUGUUUUUCAAGUUGUGGCUGUUGACCCUGAUGCUCCAAAUACUCCGAAUGGAAAAAUUAUUUUCAAAUUUCUUGAAGAUGGGACAGAUGCACUUGCAUUUAAUAUUGAUGAGGAUUCUGGGCUUAUUAGCACAAAGAAAUUACUGGAUAGAGAAGACCGUGAAAAUUACACUUUAAUUAUUGUGGCACAAGAUAAAGGCUCGCCUCCACAACGAGCCACUCGUCUAUUGAAUGUGCGAGUACUGGAUGUGGAUGACCACACACCCCUCUUCCAGAGAUCAUUGGAUGAUGGACCUCUCCUUAUGACCCUAGAAGAAGAAGUAGAUAUAGGAACAAAAGUAGGAUAUAUAGAAGCUAUUGAUAAAGACAGUGGGGAAAAUGCACUCAUUGACUACUCUAUUAUCGAUGGAAAUGAGCUUGGACUUUUUAAUAUAAGUCGCACAGAAGACAACAAAGGCUUGUUAACUGUUGUAAAACGAGUAGAUAGGGAAGCUACAGCUGAGCACAUUCUCACUGUGAAGUGUUUUAAAAAAAAUUUGCAUCUUUCUGGCCUUCGGAAAACAUACAAUCGUCAGGAUCCAUCAGAAAUUCAAGUUCAUAUAAAAUUAGAGGACAUUGAUGAUAAUAAACCAACUUUUCUGCAGGAUAAUAUAACAGUUGGUGUGAGGCUGAAUGUCCCAGUAGAUACAUCUCUGCUGAAAUUGGAAGCCAUUGAUGUAGAUGAAGACCCUGCACCAAUUAUGUACCAUUUGUUGAACACAACUUUCUACUCACUUGCUGUAUCUGUUAUGGAUAUCGUUAGUGUGCCUGCAGAUCAUGAGGGAGCCUUUCAAUUGAACAAUAUUACUGGAGAUCUACAUACAGCAGGCAGUAUGUUGCCUUAUGCUGAUGGUUAUUUCGAUCUUCAUAUAAUGGCAAACAAUACAGACAUUCCAGGAAUGGAGGUUUAUGCUUUAGUGAAGGUAUUUGUGCUGAGAGAUCGUGAUUUACUAAAGUUUGUGUUCAGCAAACCACCCACAGAUGUGCAACGUGAUAUAUCAGACUUCCAACGAGAAGUUGAAAAAGCACUUCUGCUCCCAGUUUCAUUGAAUAUUUAUGAUACACAAUUUUAUGCAAAAGAAGAUGGUAGUCUAGAUUUUAGUAGUACCAGUUCUUGCUUUCAACUUGUUGGCCGGGAAAAUUAUGAUCUCAAAGACAUGGAAUUACUAAUGACAGAUGACAAUAAUUCUGAAUUGAAGCAGGUGUACAAGAGAUAUGGUGUGCAAAAUGUUAAACACUGCAUUCCUCGAAUAAUGACUGCAGAAGCUUCAUGGGUUCAGCUGUGGGUUUUGGCAAUAGCAGCAUUCAUCGCAAUUGGAGCUUUUCUGUCAGGAAUUACUGUGUGUUGUCUGUAUUCAAGAUACAAAAGGAUAUCAAGAAAGCAACUUUUGCAGGAGAUGCCUCGUGCAACGAUUUCCAAUGUUGGGUAUUUGACCAGUGCUCCCAACAGCUCUCCAAUGAUUGUUGGUCCUCUACCAGAUGGGCCUCGAAUGUAUGAUGGACUUACUUUGCCAAUCAAUCAUGACAAUAUGUCCUACCAUAGUUUUCCUAGUUAGUGAAGUUUAAUGAUAUUAAUUUGAAUUGUAUGACUAUAAAUUGUAAAAUUAGAUGGUAUGCUGUAGUCAUUGUAAAAAUUAUUAAAGAUGGAUGAAAUCCAUUAAACUAAUUUUUACAAUGGAAUUCACUCAACAUGUCGCAUUUGACAUUCACUCAUUUCUGAGCAUGAAGUUUUAAAGACAAGAACUUCAUAACAUUAUAUUAAUUUGUUUCAUCUUUACAUUCAAAAAUCAUUUAACCAUUUUAUUGAAUUGGAAAAAGCAGAGACUAUGGAUGUUGUAUAGGCUAUUAGGUAAAAUGUCAUUCAUGAAAUACCAAAAGUUUGUAUGAAAAAAGGUUGCAUGCUCUUUUGAUUAUCUUUUUAUUCCUUAUAAAGUUGGAAGAUGGUUUGCCACAAUUAGUUCAGGAGAUUUUGUGGUGUUGAAAUGUGUAAGCAUAUGUGUGCGGAGCCUCAAAUAACAGGGGGUGGGGAGUGGGGGGAUGAACUGUAUAUCCAGUUUGCUCUGGGCUCCCUUGUCCAUUACACUUUUUUAUUUAAAUGCAGUGUAUUUUGCUAGAAAAAAAAAAAAAACGCAAAACAAAAAGAAUAUCACUGUAACUUUCAUGAUUCUCUGGCCCCCCUACCACCCCCACCCCAGUGAGCACACCUAUAUGACAAAAUGUAAGAUUCUUUUAUAUCAAUAAUUAGUCUCAACAUUUUAUUUCCAAAAAUCAAAGCCUUGUUUAUAAAGAUUAUAUAUUUAUUGAAAUGUAAUGAUAGAAAUAAAAUAUAUUUUCUGAAUUUUAAUGUACAUUUGAAAAAUAAUUUUGAAAUAACAAUUAUAAUAAAUGAAAAAAAUAAACAUUUCCAU
Gryllus bimaculatus (two-spotted cricket) is the source of this 4362-nucleotide messenger RNA. The record is from the annotation of a GenBank genome assembly. Lineage: Eukaryota; Metazoa; Arthropoda; Insecta; Orthoptera; Gryllidae.